Molecule: messenger RNA, 4733 nt
Organism: Microbotryum saponariae
Lineage: Eukaryota; Fungi; Basidiomycota; Microbotryomycetes; Microbotryales; Microbotryaceae
Source: the annotation of a GenBank genome assembly
AUGCCGGUCAGUAGCGGUCACAGCCACAAUCAUAGCCACUCGUACCACGACGACCCUUUCAACUCGUCUGCGUACCCGAGCCCAAACGCGCAGCACCAGCAGCACCAGCAGCACCAGCAGCACCAGCACUCGUUCGUGUCGAUCCCCGUCCAGGCGAGCUCGUCGCAGGGCGUGAAUCACUCGUUGUCGCCGUCGUCAUCCGUCACUUCGUCGCUCGGCAUAUUGCCGCAACACUACGGAUCGCAUUCGGCAGCGUCCUCGGUCCAUCUGGCCACGACCCCUUCAUCGACCCAGACUUAUCGUUACUCGACCUCGGUCGAAGCCGGCGAUUAUCGUCCGCCGAUCGGAUCCCUCUCCGCCCACCAUCACGACCCCGCCGCGGCGAGCACCACCUCCUCGCACCACCUCGGCCACCGCAGUUCAAAGAGCGUCACCCGUCAGCCUUCGUCCGGUCACGCCCACCCGCCGAGCUCACAUUCCCAUAGUCUCCCCCACGCCGCGCACAAUCACCCCAAGAGCAUGUCCAUCAGCGGACUGCCCUCGCAUGCGCUCCUCCACGCCGGCAGCUCCUCGUCCGCCUCGGCCCUGAGCCCGGCCACGACGAACAGGACCCCUUCGAUCCAUCGCACGAGCACUUACUCUCCAUCGUCGUCGUCGUCUUCCCACGACGUCGCCAUGGCCCCUCCCCCCCUCACUGCGGUAAACUCGGCUGCGUCGACCUCGUCAUCGUCGUCGUCGUCCGCUUCAUCGUUCUGGUCACGACCCAGCAACGCAGCCCCCUCGUCAUUGUCCUCGGCGACGACCACCGGCGCGUCCCACUCGCAACACUACCGCGCCUCCCCUUCACUGUCGUCGGCACAAGCCCUCAUCGGAUCCGGAGCAGGUUCUUCUCUACCUCCGCCCCAUGUCGCCCUCAACGGCAGCAGUCUCAUGAGGAGGGGCUCGAGUUACGACGGCACCCCAACGCGUUCAGCGACCAUGUACAACCUCGCCGCAGCCACCUCCCCGACCAUCACCCCGCGGUUGCAGACCUCGGGACUGGUACCCAACCCAUACUCGUCGGCUCGAUCACGGGCCGGUUCAGGUUCCGGAUCGGGAUCGUAUUCGCCCAUGGGGGGCGUGCAGCAGACGGGCCAGACCUCGCCCAUCCAAACCACCCCACUUGGGCCGAACCAGCUCUCCUCGUUCGGCGGCAGCAGCGGCGGCGGCCACGGCUCGUCUCAAUCCAUCAGUAGUGCCCAUCCCAACGCUUCCCGCAUCACCAGCGAACACAUGCGUGAUUCUUCUUAUUCGCCCUCGCAGUACUCGACCGAAGCGGUUUCGGCGGCAUCAUCGUCGGCGCUCUUCCCCAACUCGCCACUCAUGGGCAAUGCGAAUGCUUCGUCAUUCUAUGCGACCCACAUCCCUGCGGCCACCUCUUCCACGUCUCUACCCAUCGGAGUCCCCGUUCCUCCGCGACCGGCGUCCCACUCGCCUCAACCGCCUCAUCCGCCGCUCACCCCGUCCCAUCAGCCUCAGGCGCAGCAGUACUACCAAUCUCAGCACUACUAUGACUCCAACAUGGCCGCCGCAGGAAAGGGCAAGUCGAUCGAUGCGUCGUCGAGACAAGUGUCUGGGUAUGUCGCGUCGUCGGCGUCGUCUUCGUCGUCGGCGCCCGCGGUCAACCCCGCGGCGAUGUACUAUGCUGGUCAUGACUUUCGCUCGAGUGCGGCCACCGCUCCUCCGGCGGUUAGUGCGGAGCGCGUAGGUCGAGGCUUGAGAAGGGUCCGGGACCCAAAGGAGAUCAAGCGGACGAUCAAUCAGCAACCGGCUGGGCGGAGAGCCGAUCCGGCGGGGGGUUUCGUAUCGGUGAGUGAACGAACGUGGAAACGCCGAUGAGCGACGGGUCAAAAUUGAACUCACGAGCUCACUUUCUUUCCUCUGUUGAUCUCACAGCCACUGAAGGCGUUGACGCUGCACCUACCUCAAACGUAUCAUCUCGUGAACCCGGCGUUCCGAUACGAGACGUCGUUGAACCCACGGCGGGUGUUGACCAAGCCGAGCAAACCUGCGAUGAACGAUGGGUUCGACAAUGAAGAUAGUGACUACAUCUUAUACGUCAACGACGUACUGGGGCCAGAGGACAAGGACAGGUCAGUCCUCCCCGCGGAUCUGCUGAGCCUGCGACCACGCGACUGACGCAACUUCUUUUCUGGCGAUGCAGAUAUCUCAUCCUCGAUGUGCUCGGACAAGGCACGUUUGGACAGGUGGUCAAAUGCCAGAACAUGAAGACGCACGAGAUCGUGGCCGUCAAGGUCGUGAAGAACAAACCUGCCUACUUCCAACAAUCAAUGAUGGAGGUGACGAUCCUCGAACUGAUCAACAACCAAUGGGACAAGGACGACGAGCACCAUAUGCUGCGGCUCAAGGACACCUUCAUCCACCACUCGCAUCUGUGCCUCGUCUUUGAGCUGUUGUCGAACAACUUGUACGAGCUGAUCAAGCAGAAUUCGUUCCGCGGGUUGAGUACGUCGCUCGUGCGGGUGUUCACGGCCCAGCUGCUCGAUGCGUUGACGGUCCUGCACGAGGCCAAGAUCAUUCAUUGCGAUCUCAAGCCGGAGAAUAUCUUGCUCAAAUCGUAAGCCCUACUUGCCAUACUUUUCUGGUGGCAAAACUUUAGCUCAUCGCGCCAUCUCUCUACAGCUUGCAAUCACCCACGAUCAAGGUUAUUGACUUUGGUUCGGCCUGUCACGAGAAGCAGACGGUGUACACCUACAUCCAAUCGCGGUUCUAUCGAAGUCCCGAAGUCAUCCUUUCACUACCCUAUUCGGCCUCGAUCGAUAUGUGGUCGCUGGGGUGCAUCUGCGUCGAGCUCUUCCUCGGGUUGCCACUGUUCCCGGGCACGAGCGAAUUCAAUCAGAUUACGAGGAUCGUAGAGAUGCUAGGGUACGUAGUUUCCGUUUUCUUGGCAGACUCACGUUGUAUUGAUCUUUCACACGCCUUGUGCUUCCAUUCAAUAGGAUGCCGCCGAACCACAUGCUCGACAAGGGCAAGCAGACGAUGCACUUCUUCGAUCAGUACGCGGACGAGUACGGCCAACGACGCUGGCGGCUCAAGACACUGGAACGAUAUUCGCAAGAGAACAAGGUGCAGGAGCAACCGAGCAAGCGAUACUUUGCGAAAUCGACGCUCCCGGAGAUCAUCCAGCAGUACCCGAUCGUGCGCAAGGGGCUCAAGGAGGCCGACGCGGAGAAGGAGAGGAAGAACCGGCUCGCGUUCAUCGAUUUCGUCAAGGGGCUGCUGAACCUCGAUCCGGAGCAACGGUGGACACCGCAGCAAGCUCGUUUGCACCCUUUUGUCCUUGGGGAGCCGUUCUUGCAGCCUUUCGUGCCGCCUCCUCACAUCAAGGGAGGAGCUUUCGUCAAGUCGCCUGCGAUUGGGUCCUCUUCGUCUUCGUCGGCGUCUGCCGAUGCGAAGCGCUAUGGCGGCCUACCUGCAGCGACGCCGCGCACGACACAGGGGCGCACCUACGACGCGAAGGCGUACGGCCAGCAUCUGCAGCAGCAACAGAACUACACGAUCCAGGCUCAACAGGUGGCACAACGAGCCGCCGCGAUCCCGACGAACCCGUACGCCGUCGAUAUGCAAGCGCAAGCUGCGGCCGUCGCGCGGCAGCAAUCGCAAUACCAACAGCAGCAGCAUCAGCAGCAGUCGAUGGCACUGGCGCAGCAGCAACAGCAGCAGCAACAACAACAACAUAUGCAGGUAACAGGUGGUUACGGGCCGGCAGGGGCAUCGUCGUUCAGCUAUGCCUCACCGCAGAACACGACCGUUGCGAACCCUCCGGCGGCGCAUCACUACACGUCGACGCGAGGCAGGUCGAACACGGGAGGGACGCAGGAAUUGCCCCCGGCGUUGCAGAAGGUCGGGCAGACGCUGGGUGUGUCGGCCGGGACGGGUCAGAGUGUUACCCCUGUGUAGGUGAUCAGUCUCGACACGGAACUACUUUGUCGGACCUGACUAACGCGACCGCUCUUCUUUUCGUUCAGGCUUCGACGAGACGAUCAGUGGCAAGCGUGGGAGAGGAUAUCGACGGACGGGCAGGGCGUGCAACGGCGCAUCUCGGUCUCUUCGAGACAUCCCCAUCUCAACCUUCUUCAGGAGCAGGUGAUUUUUGACGAUGCCUCAUUGCUCAGCGAUAUUCUGCGAACCGAUUGCUGACGGCUAGGUUGUGCUUUGAUUGUCAGGCCGAGAAUGGGCUCAACAGCUGGGCCUCACCGAUGCGAGCCAAGCCGACGCAUGGAUCGCAAGCCUCGUUCUCGGGCUACUACGCCUCGCCUCAGCAACCACAGCCACCGUCCUUCUCGGUCGUGGUCGACAAUCGAGGACCGCCCGUCGACCUACCCGGCAUCGCCGCACCGCCAUUGGCGUAUUCGACCGCUGGGAGCUCGAAUCGCUACGCACCUUACUCGACUGGACCUCCCAAUCCCGGCGCUGGUGGAGGGUACGAUCUCGCCUUCGAUGCGUUCGGCGGAGCGAGUGCAAAUCCUGCGCUGGACGGACUGGGCGUCUAUCAACCGAUGCAGCCCUAUCAACAGGCGAAUGCCCGAGGGAUGGCUGGUGCAGGCGCGGUCGCGGGUGAUGGGAGCGUGUUGCCGACGACGAUGCAGCAAUCGUUGUAUUCGGCGCAUCUGCCGUUCUCACCGGGGCAUCAGGCGGGACAAUCGAAUCAAAGUAAAGCCAAGCAGUGGUGA